UCUGGCUCGGCGAAAGUGUGCUCCGUUGGUUUUAGUCUUGAGUGGAGUCCAAUUUACUCACCGUGUCGGUCGACGCAUAGUGCAUCUACCUUAGCAGCAGUAGUAAACAAUCAAGUGCAUACUAACUAGUGGAAUUUGCAAGCCGUUGAAAACAGUAACAAUGCAAUCGCACAGCAAAAAGCGCGUCUGUUACUACUAUGACAGUGAUAUCGGUAACUAUUACUAUGGCCAAGGGCAUCCGAUGAAGCCUCAUCGGAUUCGCAUGACACACAAUCUUCUGCUAAAUUAUGGGCUUUACCGUAAGAUGGAAAUCUAUAGACCUCACAAAGCGACGGCAGAUGAAAUGACAAAAUUUCACUCGGACGACUAUAUCCGUUUUUUGCGAUCGAUUCGUCCGGAUAACAUGUCUGAAUAUAACAAACAGAUGCAGAGAUUUAAUGUCGGCGAGGAUUGUCCGGUGUUCGAUGGUCUGUACGAAUUCUGUCAACUUUCGGCAGGGGGUUCGGUAGCCGCUGCUGUAAAACUGAACAAACAGGCAUCGGAAAUCUGCAUCAACUGGGGUGGUGGUCUGCAUCAUGCCAAAAAAUCGGAAGCUUCCGGUUUCUGCUACGUGAACGAUAUCGUGCUCGGUAUUUUGGAGCUGCUCAAGUACCACCAGCGGGUGCUAUACAUUGACAUUGAUGUACACCACGGGGACGGUGUGGAGGAGGCAUUCUACACCACCGAUCGGGUAAUGACGGUUAGCUUCCACAAGUACGGAGAGUACUUCCCGGGAACGGGAGAUUUACGGGACAUCGGUGCUGGGCGGGGAAAGUACUACGCGGUGAACAUUCCGCUCCGCGAUGGAAUGGACGAUGAAUCGUAUGAAUCGAUCUUUGUUCCGAUUAUCUCCAAGGUAAUGGAAACUUUCCAACCGUCGGCUGUAGUACUGCAGUGCGGUGCCGAUUCUCUAACCGGUGACCGGUUGGGCUGCUUUAAUCUUACCGUCAAGGGUCACGGCAAGUGUGUGGAAUUCGUUAAGAAGUAUAAUCUGCCCUUCUUGAUGGUGGGCGGCGGUGGUUACACCAUUCGAAACGUUUCCCGUUGCUGGACGUAUGAAACGUCGGUGGCACUUGGAUCGGAGAUUGCCAAUGAACUGCCAUAUAACGAUUACUUCGAGUACUUCGGUCCGGAUUUCAAGCUGCACAUUUCGCCCAGCAACAUGAGCAAUCAGAACACGACAGAGUAUUUGGAAAAGAUCAAGAACAGGCUGUUCGAAAAUCUACGUAUGCUGCCCCAUGCACCUGGCGUCCAGAUGCAGGCCAUUCCGGAGGACGCCAUUAACGACGAAAGCGAAGACGAGGACAAGAUAGACAAAGACGAACGAUUACCUCAAAGUGACAAGGACAAACGGAUAGUGCCAGAUAACGAGUUCUCCGAUUCCGAAGAUGAAGGCGAAGGAGGUCGUCGGGACAGUCGGUCCUAUAAGGGAACGGCACGUAAGCGUCCUCGUUUGGACAAGGACUCUAAAACUGCGACCGAAGAUGUGAAGGACGAGAUGGAAGUAAAAGCUGAAACGACGGGUGAUAAAGAGGAAGCAAAAGCGGGAGAGGAACCGAAAAAAGAGACCACCGCCACUGUUGCAUGAUCAGUGUUGGCCGCGUACCGGAAAUAACCCGAUGGUGCGGCAUAAUUUGCGCGUGUAAACAAACACACACCCGCAUGUGGUCGGACUAAAGCAUGAGUGAAUGAAUGAGGAGGUUCAGAUUAAGGUGCGUGUGUGUUUGUUUGUGUGGUACAAGAAAAACUGUAAUAUUUUUAUAUGAUAGGAUUAAUAUCUUGUUUUAGAGCAGGGAUAAGAGAAUAACGCUGUUACUCACUAACUAUUUCCCAGCUUGGUUUCAUAAUGUUUUAAAUAUAAAACCAAGGUUUUGUUGCAGCUACACGAUAGCAUGUCAACAAGAUCGUAUUUUUUUAACUGACAACAAACAACUGCCAAAAUAGUUGCGAUUUAAAAUUACAUUAUGCAGCACAGGCAAGCAUAAAAUAAAGCAGAGAAUUGAUUUGUCACCGAAACAGGCUAUCGAACAUUGUUUUCCAUGGACUAAAUAAUUUUAUACAAGUAUAUAACACAAUAAACUACAAACAAUUUGCGAACGCAACCAAGCAGCUGCAAAAUAAAGUAUGAUCUCAGGAAUGUAACCCAAAACUUUUGUAUCAAUUCAUGUUUUCUUCCGGUUUUUGAAUUUGUAACUAGCGAAUUGCACACUCAAAUUGAAUAUCACCCCCAUAGAAGAAACUCAUCUAUUUAUUUAUUUAUCGCGAAAUAACCACGACACGACGGAAGGACAUGUUCUGUUUUCAAAAGCAGAAAAAUACCUUGAUGUACUGUUGUAAAUGGUAGAAUCAAGUGUUACUAAACGAUAAACAGCUAAAGAUAGUUGGAGAUUGAUAGUAUUUUGGAAAGGAAAUAAAUUGAAAAAUUAAGUAAGUUUGAAAUUAUCCUAUCUGCAAACAACAUAGGUUGUAGAUUUUCAUAUAGCAAACAAAUUUAAACAAAAAAAACUAUUAAAGAUCAAAGUAUCAAGUACAUAAAUAUAAUAAUAGAUUUAAAAAAUGAACACCGUGAAAUCGGAAGUAAAUAGUGGUAGUAAACCGUAACAGAU
This is a messenger RNA of Sabethes cyaneus, 2645 nucleotides long. It is a transcript of the gene HDAC1, whose product is annotated as histone deacetylase HDAC1. The transcript is spliced from 6 exons. The coding region runs from base 161 to 1627 and encodes 488 amino acids. NCBI's taxonomy places the organism in Eukaryota, Metazoa, Arthropoda, Insecta, Diptera, Culicidae. The record is from RefSeq and is a predicted model, not a curated record. Gene Ontology annotation, molecular function: histone deacetylase activity.